CGGCACAUCUUGCCAUGGCUCUAGGAUGCUGUGUGCAGAGGAAUGCAGCUGUUUCAAACCUGGAUACCGAGAGUAAGCUAACAGUCCACUAUCGAGCCACAUGGCAUCAGCAGGAAAAUGUCUUUCACCCUUCGACCAGACCACCGUGUGUAGAGGAACUUCACCGAUGUGACAAGGAGAACCUACAGUUCCUAAACAGAGAGAACCAGAGACAAGUGGGAGAGAGAAGAAUAAUUAAGCCCCCAUCUAUGUUGCCCCCACCAUUGCCUUUGACACAGCACAGCCACCUGCUCAAAACACAGAGGAAGCAGCAACUCACCACGUUUCACAGCACCCGUUCAUCUUCCCUCACUGAAUGUUGCCAAAUGACCCCAUGGAGUAGAAAGUCUGUUCCACCAGUUGAUGGUGACAGUGACAUAAUCGCAUUGGGUCAGAGACCGAAGCAUCCAAUACCAAACAUCCCAUCAACACUAGACAGGCAAACCAAUUGGAUCAAAGAUCUACCUCUUCCCACACCAGAGCAGAAGAUGCGUCAGGAGGCCCAGGCCGUUACGUCCUGUGUUAUUCCCAUUAAUGUCACUGGAGUGGGUUUUGAGAGACAGGUCAGUGGCCGGUAUUCCUUCGUUCACCCUCAGUCUGUGCUGCAGAGAAGACGGAAGUUAAGAAGGCGAAAAACUAUCAGCGGGAUUCCCAGACGUGUGCCACAAGAAAUAGAUUCUGACGAGUCUCCCAUGGCUAGGGAAAGGAAUGUUAUUGUACAUGUCAAUCCAGACUUAGCCUUACAUGGGGAUGAGAUGAACUCCACCGGUGGACGAUCUGGAACCAGGGACUCAGAGUGCCAGACAGAGGAUAUUCUAAUUGCUGCACCAUCAGCAAGACGGAUCCGUGCCCAACGGGGCAAUGGUAUCCUAUCCUCAUUGUCCCAUUCAGCUGGCAAUAUCACGACCCUAGCGGAUGGCUCAGAUGCAAUGUUUCCUGCACCAACUGACAACCAUAUUCGUUCGCGUAGCCUUUCCCAUGAAGGCGCGAGAGUUUCAUUGCUGCCGCGUGAGCUGAACGAUGAGGAUGAGGAUGAAGACGAUGAUGAUGAUGAUGAGGAGGAGGAAAGUGUUAGCGGUACGCCUGAAAAAUAUUUGGCAAGCUCAGAGAGGACACAGGAAGACGAUGGAGCAGGGUUAUUUCUUCCAAGCCCACAUAAACAUCAUUCAAAGGGUAUUACUGUUCAACCAGAACAAAGUCCAGAACAUAAGGGCCAAUUGGCAAAGUUAUCCAACUUUGCACAAGAGGGAGACAUGGGUAACAGUGAAAUCUCCUCAAACUCUGAUACCUUUGGGAGUCCAGUCAACAGCAUCUCCAGUGCAGGAGCUCUCUUAAGUAGUCAGAUGGAUCAAAAGGAAGAUCACCAAUCCUCCAGUGGAAACUGGAGUGGGAGUAAUUCAACAUGUCCUUCACAGACAUCAGAGACGAUCCAUACUGCAUCUUCACCUCCACUCACAGGAUCGUCACACUGUGACUCAGAAUUAUCAUUGAAUACACCAGCUCACACAAACUAUGAUUCAUCAGCUUUCCUACUGGAACAGUACACAUAUCAAGGGGAUAAGAUCAGAGGUCACAGAGCAAACUCUUUUACUUCCACGGGGACAGAUGUUGUUGAGGAUCUCAGCAUGAGUAACACAAGUGAUGCUGAAUGCAACUAUGUACACUAUUGUCAUGAUGCAUCUUGUCAUCAAGAUUUUAGUCCAAGGCAUUCAAGGACCAAUAGCUUGGGAUGUCCAAGUUUCACUAGCAUGGGUACUUGUGACAGCUUUCUUGACAGACCAUCCUCAUCUAGAACUGACUCGGGCUCACAUUUUUCUGUUGAUACUGAAGGCUAUUAUACUUCCAUGCACUUUGACUGUGGUUUGAGAACUACUAGGAACUAUAUUCUUAACUAUACAUCCCCGGGCUCUGAUGGAAUCCAGAGCACAGGAUACACUUCAGAGUUUAGCGAACUUCCUCAGCGGGAUCAUUCGGAGCCAAGAAAGCAGAGCCAUCAGGGUCCAAGUAUUGCGUUCAAGAAGCCAAAGGCAAAGCCGACCCCACCAAAACGCAGUUCCUCGUUGAAGAUGAGUGGAAGUGGUACAAAUCAGAAUGAAAAUAGCGAACCAAAGACAAACAAUGGGCAGGAUUGGACUGCAUCUUCCAGAGAUGCACAAAAGUCUUUGCAACUGGACCUGAGUCUUGCAUCGGACAGGUUUAAAGGUUCCAUGCUGUCCAGUAAAAAGGACUUUCCCUGGGAUCUCGAGAGUGAAUAUGCAACUGACAAUGAAUCAUCAGACCCUCAGUUUAGCUCUUCUGACACAGCAACAUUAAAAGAUGAAGGUGCUGUGCAAUCAGACUAUGCAGGUCUCUGGCUCCUAAACGAUUUAAAGUCUAAUGACCCAUACAGGUCACUGUCCAACUCCAGUACUGCCACAGGCACAACAGUCAUAGAAUGCACAAAGUCUCCAGAAGGGUCGGAGUCCCAAACAUCCCAGUCUGAAUCACGUGCUACUACCCCAUCCCUUCCCUCAGUUGAUACUGAAUUUAAACUGUCUUCUCCAGAUAAAUUGGCAGGCUUGGCGUCACCGUCUAGUGGGUACUCCAGCCAAUCUGGAACUCCAACCUCAACCUUACCUACACCUCUUUUCCCUGGUCCCCUGUCUCCAUGCAGUGCUAAAAAAAAGCCAAAAGUACCAGAGAGGAGGUCUUCACUACAGCAGUCUUCCACAAGGGAUGUAAAUGUUGCAUCAAAGAAGGAUCUUGAACUACCAAUUAUACCUCCAACGCAUCUUGACCUAAGUGCUCUUCAGAAUCUAUUUAAAAACAAGCCAUUUGCUCAGAAGAAACAAUUACAGGUCUCAAACCAGGACAAACAAAAAGAGGUAGCAGAAAGAACUAAUGGCUCCCCAGUCACGCUUGCCAUUACCCCUUCAGUUCUCCAGUCUGUGCAGCUUCGUUCAAUUAGCAAAGCCAAGGAACUCAAAGAGGAACACAGAGAAGAUCUUGACGAAACGCAAGAAGCAAGCAAUAUGGUGACUGUAUUGUCACCAAAUAAAACUAAACUUAACAGUCAUAAUAAAUCAUUAGCUACACAGAAGCAGGCUGAAUAUUCCAGUUUGCCUCAACAAUUACAAGUCCUAUCUCCCAACAAGGCAGACACAGAUGUUUUACAUUUAGAAAAACAUAAUGCACUUUGUCCAGAAAAUAAACUGAAUGAAGAAAGAAUUGGAGCUAUACAUUUGAUUUCUACGACAGAGAAGCCUUUAACUCAACUCACAGAACCUAAUGAGGCUGCAGGGUACAUAAACCUUGAAAACGAGCAUACAAUUGCAAAAGCAGGUUGUCAGGCAGUCUCCAGUGGCUGCAGCAGUAUGAACGAAAAUAAUUCUGUCACAGAAAGCGGUCGACAAGUAAAAAAGCAAGACUUCAGCGAACUUAAGACGGAUGCAUCGCCAAUGUUAUUACAAGAAAAGAGGAAUGAAGAGAAAGCUGGACGUGUGUGUCCACCAUACAGUAGAGUAAUGGAAAGCUUGACUAUUGUAAUACAGUCCCCUGAAACUGUAGAAAAGAUAGAAAAGAAACUUGACUUUGACGCAGCUGAUGGUGAUGAAAUUGCACCUCAGGAAAUAGUUCAACCAGAUUCAAUAAGUACUCAGAGGCUUGAUAAAGAAAGAGAAGAGAGAGCAGUCAUGGCACCAGACAGUUCUCCUGAAAGUGUUACUGAUGGCAGAAGAGCUGCUGAAAUCCUGUGUGAGGGGGCAAAUGACAGCCAGGACAAAGACUACUUAGAUGCUGGACAGAAUGAAAGUUAUUUAACUUCUCCAGUGGAUUCCCAGACUGAUGACGAUAAUGUUUUCAUAUCACCAAGCAGACUCCGCACCACAGAGGAUCUCUUUGCUGUGAUUCACAGAUCCAAGAGGAAACUCCUUGGAAGGAAAGAUUCUGAUGACGCACCAAAUGUAAACAAACCGAGAUCUUCUCCUGGCAAUUCUCCAGUAACUCCUCUGGCUGUUCAGAAACCGCCUGGCCCUAUUUAUAGGAGUGUCCGGAAAUCCAACACUUCUCACGAGGAGUUUAAGCAACUGUUGCUUAAAAAAGGCAGCCGGUCAGAUGUAAGCUAUAGAUUAUCUGCCACUGAAAUCCUGAAGAAUGCAAGUCCAGUUUCUCCCAAGUCAACAAGAGAAUCGUCUCCAGAACAGGCUAAAGAGGCUGAGGAAACUUGUCUCUUCCCUUCUGGAUGUGAAAUACAGUCACCAGUUUCUCCAUACUCUCCGAGGUUCAGUACGGAAGGAAUCUCCUCCAGGAGUUUUGCCAUGACUACAUCUUCUCGGCCAAGCCGAUCUCGAGCCCCUCCAGCAGCUGGUAGCAGUCGAUACAGUGUCCGAAACCGCUUCCACAGUACACCUAUGCAGGUCAUUUCUGAGGGCGAAGCUGAGAACUCAGACGGAAGCCCUCAUGAUGAAAGGACCUCACAGAACACACAAUAAAUCAUUUCUGGGGGAAGCAAGAAAUGUGAAAGUAACCUAAUUGUGCAUGUGGUUUAGAUUAGCAAUGUUUACACUGAAAGCUCUAAAGACAGGCUGAGUUUUUGUUUGAAAAACAUUAAAGAUAACAACACUGCCUCCCAAGGGUAUUUAAAAAAAACUACUGAAAUAAUGGGGAUCUUUUAACGUAAAUAAAGUAAUUGUUUCUUGAAACUCUUACUAAAGAGAUAACACUUGCUUUGUUACAUAGGCUAUUUUUUUGAAGUAUCUACGGUAAAGCAGAAGAAAGAUUUUUCGAUUAUUCCCUAAUAAUUAAUUAAGACAAAAAGCAAAGACUGUUCAAAGGCUUUAUAGGUAUGGUAUUUUGAACUGGAUCCCUUUAAUGGGCUACCGAGGGAGAGCCAUUUCCUAAAAUAAUUAACAUUUGCUUGAACAAUGAUAUGACUGUUGAACGAAACAUAUAGUGCAGAUGUUGGUUCUUCGUGUUUCAAACUAAGAGAAGAUUUUCUAAAACAAUGAGAUACGCACAGCAUAGAGUUUUAACACCAAUGUAAGUACCAUCAUUUUGGUAAAUUUUAAAAUACGUAUUAAUCCUCUGAGCAUGUCACAUUUUGUAAUUUACAUCAUCAAAACAUGCUGCAAACUACUGUACUGUAUUUUAAAGUCCACAAAAUUAUAAAACAAUGACGAUGCUAGAUGAGGGCAAAUACAUAAGGAACAUGUGUUUUUUUAAAAAAGAGUAUUCUGUGAAUCUUAAUCAUACCCUAUCAUUUUACUGUAUGACUUGACAGAUCACUGGAUUAAUGGUAGUCCAUUCUGCAUAUUAUUGCAUAGAAUAAACCACAAUGAUUUGGGUGGAUUUUUUCUGUUGAUCCAGGUUGAGGUAUCCUGCUAUAGUUAUUUUCAAAGAAAAGAUUUAAUGCAUAAUAAAAUAAGCAGUUUAAAAUAAUUAUACAUUCUCUCAAGCAGUCUUCCAUUCCAACUUAAAUGUAAUUAAAUUGUACUAUUUACAGAGAAAAUACUUUUACACACUCAAAGGAUUAAUACUGUACUAUCUAAUUGUGAUCAAUUAGUUUUUUUAACUUGCUAAAAUCAUUCUAUAACAAUAUUGAAAGAAACUAAAGAAAUUAAUAUUUUUGUGAUUAAUGCUGAGUUACCAGUGAGUAAAACACCAAGAUUUGCAUGUUUGCAAAAUGCCAUAGUUUAAGAUCUUUUGUACAAACAUUUCACAACAAAUGAUGGGAGGUGGGGAUGAAGAAAUCAAACCGUGAGGCAUUUUAACACGGUUUAUUGUAUUUGUUACUUUAUAAAUACUCUCCCAUAUUAUUGUGAGUGAAGUAAUCUACAAUCAUAUAGUGUACAGAAAUCUAUAAAAAUGGGUUUAACUGAAAAGACAAAGGAUAGGUUUUUAUUGCAGUUUAUCAAUAAAUGGGAGGGAAGAGCAGUGAGUAUAAUAGGUUCAGGAAGGAAUUUGUGAUGUUGGAAAUUUAAAAGAAUGGAGAAGAGAGAGCAACUACUUCAUAAGUACUGAAAAUGGAUUAUUCAAAACGGAAGAAGAAAAGGAGUAACAGUGAGAGAUGAGUGAUAUGCGAAUGGGUGUGCAAAAGGGAUUUUUAAAAAAAAGUGCUGAUUGGUCCAGAAGUGUUCAGUAAAGAAACUUUGAGAGACGAUGGUAAUCCCGUUUAAGAUUACGGAGACUGAAGAGGAGAAAGCAACAGAGAAACUGAAACAAACAAAUGCAAUGUUCCAGAAUACCAAUAGUAGCAGUUAUUGGUGGACAAUGAUCAAACUGACAUAAAACAUUACAUUUUUUGUUUUUUUUAAAAAAAGGACCUGCUUUUAUUUUGGUAAAUAGGAUGAUCCCUUUGGUUUAAUUAAGUGUGUAACCUAGAGCAAAGCACUGUUGAUAUGUUUACUUGAGUGUUUACUCAUCAGCCUUGAUCAAUUUGAAUGAAUCGACUGUUACAAACAUUAGAGCUAUCAUAUCUAACCAGACCCACAUGUCAACUAGAGCAUCAAUUACACAAGAAACUUGGGAGAAUAAAUUGCACAAUAUAUUACAGUAUUCGCAAUUUUUUGUCUUGGCUACUGAUAAGGUUGCUCCUGUGAUAUCAGUUUCCUUGCAGUAUGAAUCAGUCUCUAAAUUACUACUAAUAAAUAAGUCAGGGUUUAUGAAUGACCACAUUUAUCUGUGUGAUAUGAGCUGUGAAUUAAGCAACACGUAACAGAUUUUAGUCACUUCGAUGUGUAAAGCACACAAAAUAAAAAAGAGCUGAUGCAGAGGUUUCCAGCAAAAUGACUAUAUCAACUGAAAUCCAUAUUGUGCCAUAUCUUCCACCUAGCGUGAAUAUAUGACUACAUGAAGUUAUUUAGAAAUGAAGAAAAGAAAUUCUUCUGGACAGUUUAGUUGUUAAAAUAUAUGGUGCAUAAUUAUCAAAGAGACUGCUUAAGAUUUUUAAAAAACACACACAUAGAAUUACUGAUGCUCUGACAGCACUGCCAUCUUUUGAACAAGGUGAACUAAUUAUAUUGUAUGCAUUAAUUUUGUGGACCAUCAUUCCAGUGUGUGUGUGUGUGUGUGUUCUGUUGUUUGCACUGAAGUGUAAGACAGUGAGUGUUUGAAAUUAUGCGGCUGCUUUCUUAUAGCAUCUGAUGAUUCCUAAUUUAUAUAGGCUUUCUUCCUGUUUAUUUGGCAUACAAGGAUCUGCACAGUUUAAAUAAAAAUGUAAAAGGUCUCUAAAGAAUUAUGUCUGGGUUUUUUGCCAAAGGUUGAAUGAAUGCAUCUAACUGCAUAGUGGCAGAGUUUAAAAACAAAUAUUGGUUUUGGUUUAUUGUAUAAAAACAAAUUAAGAGAAGAAUACAGUGUAACUGUAUUGGUACUAGAACCAGUUAAAUCUGGAAGAAAAGAAUGAUUUAUGGAUUUGCAGCAAUUUUAUAAUUUUUUUGUAAUAUUUGUAAAUAUGGACUUUUUAAAAAUGCCGAGAUGCUUUUUGUAAAAUGUUUUCAAAGUUUACAUUAAUAUCUAAGCCUUUGUAUAUUUUAGAGCUGUGCAACACUUUUAAGUCUUGUAUUUAUUUUUAGUAAAAAUUGUGAAACUUUCCCUGUGAAUUCUCCCCAAGUACAGUACAUUUUGCCAGUCGAGUCUGGCUGCUUUGACAGUGUGCAUAGAGGCUGACAAUAAAUGUGACUGCAUUGGAUCGGCAGAUAAA
Messenger RNA from Callorhinchus milii (elephant shark), 7714 nucleotides. It is a transcript of the gene nhsb, whose product is annotated as Nance-Horan syndrome b (congenital cataracts and dental anomalies). The record is from RefSeq and is a predicted model, not a curated record. The transcript has 9 exons. NCBI's taxonomy places the organism in Eukaryota, Metazoa, Chordata, Chondrichthyes, Chimaeriformes, Callorhinchidae. The coding region runs from base 15 to 4508 and encodes 1497 amino acids. Gene Ontology annotation, biological process: lens development in camera-type eye; cell differentiation.